Molecule: messenger RNA, 946 nt
Organism: Rhineura floridana
Lineage: Eukaryota; Metazoa; Chordata; Lepidosauria; Squamata; Rhineuridae
Exons: 9
Coding region: 44-946 (300 amino acids)
Source: RefSeq, a predicted model, not a curated record
GAAGACCAGAUGAGAUGAGGCCCCAAUAAAACAAACUCAUAAAAUGGCGAAGGAAGUGAAAAAAGGAGCUGAAAAAGUGCCAGCAAAGGGAACUGGAACAGCAACAGUGAAGGAACUGGAAAAACCUGCAAAAGUAGUUCGAAUCCAGAGGUUCUUCUGGCGGAGGAAAAUUGCCCCAAACCCAGCAGAGCCGGGAGCAGGAGCCCCGUUAAGUGUGGAGGCAAGGGCCUUUAAUCAGGGAGAAGGAAUCCUCUCUUUUCCAUUUGCUCUCUAUGUUGCCAUGAUGGUGCUUGCGGCCUGCAUUUUGGUCGCAGUUGCUAUGGUCUUUAUGUAUAACCAUGAAAUUACAAAAAGAAACGUAUUUCAAGCGGGAGUGAAUGACAUUUCAGACUAUGUGGCCAGGCUAUAUCCAGAAUUCCAGAAAUUGGGCGAUAUUCACAGACUGGAGGCAGCUAUGAAUUUAUCAUUAAAGGUCGCUGAAGCAGAGCAAGCCAAUAAAGAACUGCAAGAAGCAAUUGACGACAUUUUGCAAAGGCUUAAGGAGCACUGGUCGUUGAAUAAUCAGAUGUUAUACUUAUUUGAUAACAUGAAACUACCACGGACUUGGCACGAAUGUGUGGAUUACUGUGUGAUGAAAACCAGUGAAUUGAUUAGUAUUGAAAGUAAAGAAGAGGAGAUGUAUGUGGAAUCGGAACUCAUAGGCGAAGGGAAUGAUUACUGGAUUGGAUUAUAUAAGAAGAGCAAGAGCUGGUUAUGGAUUGAUAUAAACAAUCCUCUGAACAUUUUAUACUGGGAUACAACAACGUCACAGCCAAAUAAUAAAGGGUAUGCAGGUCCAGGAACUAAGAACUGUGUUGCAAUAAGAGCAAAUUGUGGAAAUCAGUUGAAAUGUUGUCUUGAGUACGGCCACCUGCUGCUCCAGGUUUCUCACUUCUUCUUCCAAUAG